Diospyros lotus (date-plum) is the source of this 549-nucleotide messenger RNA. RefSeq names its product LOB domain-containing protein 29-like. Bases 1 to 549 code for a protein of 182 amino acids. The transcript has a single exon. The record is from RefSeq and is a predicted model, not a curated record. Gene Ontology annotation, cellular component: nucleus. Gene Ontology annotation, biological process: hormone-mediated signaling pathway; positive regulation of DNA-templated transcription. Lineage: Eukaryota; Viridiplantae; Streptophyta; Magnoliopsida; Ericales; Ebenaceae.
AUGCCAAGGUUCGACCCAUUUCGAUGCAGUGCCUGUACAGUUUUGAGAAGACAGUGUACCCCAUUGUGCAUCCUUGUUCCUUAUUUUUGUCAUGAGAAAGGAUCCACUUAUUUUGCUGCCAUCCAUCGCAUUUUUGAUUCUAGAAAUGCCUCAAUCCUCCUAGCCCAUCUUCCGGUAAGUGACCGGCUUGGAGCUGCUAUAACACUCUUAUUUGAAGCUCAAGCCCUGCUUCAGGAUCCCGUCUAUGGUUGUGUGUCUCAUAUUCUUGCACUUCAACAACAUGUUAGUGAUCUACAAGCUUAUCAAGCUCUAUUGCAGGAUUCACUAUUCGUACACUAUUUUGCAGAUUCUCAACCUGUUCCACAACCUGAUACAAACCCAAACUGGAGCCCUGAUCUUUCCAUUAUUCUAGAAAAUGCCUCGCUCCCUAGUUUUCUCGAUGCCACUUCUUUACCUUACCCUGAUGACACUAGUAGUAGCCAGAUGUCGCUCCGGGAUGACAUUGAUGAGCUCAGACCUGUCGUGUUCAGCAACCAUCGUCGACACUAA